AUGGCAGCCAGUCUCUGCCAUCUUCCCCUCCCCGCCGUCUCCGGUGGGCGUCGGCGGCUCGCAUCCGGCGGACCCGAACAUUCCGCAGCUUCUUCUCCCUCGAAGACCCGGACGGGUUUGCCCCAAAUCACCUACCAGAGGAACUCCAGGUGAGACCGCACGCGUUGAGUUUCUGAUUCCGCUUGGUUUUCGCUGGCCUCCUGUUGCCGCUCCUUGCUGUCCCAUUCCUUUCCCUGUUGUUCAAUCAGCUUUCGAUUUCAUUCUGAGUGGUGACUUGAAGGGGAAAAUUUUAAUUAAAUUUUAUUUAUUCAAUCACUUUAAAGCACCCUCUUGAAUACUCUUGAAUGCAUGAUUCGUUAUCUCAUGUGGGAAGCGUCAGAAAUUUUGAUUACCCAGUUUAAAUAUUUGUCAAAAAAAGGCUAAUAAUCAGAUUCGGAGUCAGUUUUAGUAUUUAUUAAGCUUUUAAUUUCUCUGAAUGUGAAUGUGCUGCUUUCAGUGAUUUCAAGGUUGAUGAAAUGAAGCAAGCCUUCGUAGAAUUGAUUUGAAAUAAAGCUCAUCUUUGACUUUCCUUUCAUACUUGAAACGUUUUUUUCAUUCUGAUUCAGGUUUCCCGUCGACCUGAGUUUCCAAUGCCGAGGAGCGGUGAUCCUUCCAGCAAAAGCAAACCCUACGGAUAAGGAGUCAACCCUGAGUGGAACCAGUGACUCAGGCUCUAAAGGCGGCCCGCCGCUCCUGACCAUUAUUGCCGGCAUUGUAGUGUUCUUGCUUGUAUGCUGGGUGGUGGGGUCCAUAGCCUUGUGGCUCGUUGGUCUCAUUGUCAAUCUGCCCUUGCCGAAGUAA
Spirodela intermedia is the source of this 840-nucleotide messenger RNA. NCBI's taxonomy places the organism in Eukaryota, Viridiplantae, Streptophyta, Magnoliopsida, Alismatales, Araceae. The record is from the annotation of a GenBank genome assembly.